CAAUCCGUAGGAAGUCUAGGGACUAGGGAGCAGGGACCCGGUCGCAACGCUAAGCCCCACCUUUUGUUGAGAGUCCCCCCUCCCAAUUGGUUCAACGAAUGCCUCCAAAAAAAGUUCGGGUCCAGCAACGCGGAAGAGCAUCGCACACGACAUGCCUUCCACGUUCCGCCCUCACCCUCUCUAAACGCCUCUGAACCCUCCCUGACGCCGACUGACCCUACAAUCUCAGUGGCCGAAGUAGGAGGAAUCUCCGCCGUCGGCCGGCGACCAACCAGUAGCACCAUGAACACUUUACGACCACUGCCGCUGCUGAGCCGGCUCGGCUUCGGCGCACGAACAAUAGCGGGCGUGCGACACGCCAGCACAGAUGCAACACCCGCUCCUACAACACCAAGCGCAAUACCGGUACCGGUACCAGCAGUCAGCGGCGCACCAAAACAGGGGAAAGAACGGAGACCGCGGUCGAUCCCACCACCCGGCCAUGGAGAGCGCCUCUGGGUGCACAACCACAUCACUGCAGACCUCAUUGUCUAUUCCUUGACACCCGAAAUGAAGAGCACCAAAGCCUUCCGACAGUUCGCCUACACGGGCAAGAAGCUAGUGCCCGCCAAGCUGCGCAAGGACUACUGGCGGCCGAUGGCGGUGGUGGAGUUUGCAGAGGGCAAGGGAGAGGUGGGCCGCAGCGUGUUCCAGAAGCUGCGCGAGCUCAAGAAGCGGCACUUGCUCGAGUGGGAGGACGAGGCGCUGCUCAACAUGUCGAAGCGCGAGCGCGGCAAGGCGCUCAACGACCAGCGCGGCAUCGCCGUGGCCGACAUCGCCCAUGUUUUGGCCGGCAGGGGCAAGGGAAAUAAAGUUGUUGUUAGCGAGGAGGAUGAGAAGAAAGCAAAGAAGGGGCGGGGGAACCACAAGGACGGGGAGGUUCCUUUGGACGGGGUGGUUGAGGUGAAGAAGGACCAGGAUGCGGCCGAGAAGGUCAAGUUGCACCAGGCGACGGUUUACUGGGCGAAUGAGCAGGACAAGUACUUUGCGCAGGAAUGGACGGAGAACGUUAUCCAUGUUGUCGGUUUGCCGGAGAAGGGGACGGACAAAGGGGAAGAUGCGGUUGAGCCCGCGGCGUCCGAGACCGAAGCUGCAGCCGAGGCUCCCAAGGCGGAAGCGGACUGAGGUUCUCAGCAACGGGGACGGAUGGCGAGGGGAGGCCAGGGUCAAACAGAAUCUCUGCAUGGAGCAGACUUGCUGCUCGAUGGCGUGUCUGAAAUGCGGGUACUGUACCUAGGUAUAUUGUAUUGUAACAUGUAUAUCACGUCAAUGCAUAGAAAGGCAAUUUACAGA
Messenger RNA from Chaetomium strumarium, 1332 nucleotides. RefSeq names its product transcriptional regulation of mitochondrial recombination-domain-containing protein. Gene Ontology annotation, biological process: DNA recombination. Gene Ontology annotation, molecular function: structural constituent of ribosome; single-stranded DNA binding; DNA strand exchange activity. The transcript has 2 exons. NCBI's taxonomy places the organism in Eukaryota, Fungi, Ascomycota, Sordariomycetes, Sordariales, Chaetomiaceae. Gene Ontology annotation, cellular component: mitochondrion. Bases 283 to 1164 code for a protein of 293 amino acids. The record is from RefSeq and is a predicted model, not a curated record.